Messenger RNA from Petromyzon marinus (sea lamprey), 1850 nucleotides. It is a transcript of the gene PDCL3, whose product is annotated as phosducin like 3. NCBI's taxonomy places the organism in Eukaryota, Metazoa, Chordata, Hyperoartia, Petromyzontiformes, Petromyzontidae. The record is from RefSeq and is a predicted model, not a curated record. Gene Ontology annotation, cellular component: cytoplasm. Gene Ontology annotation, biological process: protein folding.
AGCUUUAGUGGCUUUGUUCUUCUUACACUUCAAGCGAGACUCGCCUUGGUCGCCCGCCUAGUCAGUAUGUGUGUGGCGCUUUGGGCUGCCUGCCUUGUUGAUGGCCGUGCUGCUGCUGCUGUCAGCGAGCCUGUGGCCAGGCCCGGACCCAAACGAAGAUACGGAAUGGAAUUCAAUUCUGCGCAAACAUGGAAUCAUCCCUCAAAAGGAAGAACCCAAGGAGGAAGAAGAGGAGACAACUGCACAGCAACAGUCAGUUGUGAAGAACUACGAUGACAUGACCAUAGAUGAAUUUGAUGAGCUUGAAGAUGAACUAAAUGAAGAGGAUGAGCGUGUCAUAGAAAUGUAUCGACAAAAGAGGCUGGCGGAGUGGAAGGCACAGCAAAUGAAAAACAAGUUUGGAGAUGUUUUGGAGAUCUCGGGUCAAGAUUACGUACACGAGGUCACCAAAGCUGGCCCUGACAUCUUUGUGGUGCUUCACUUAUAUAAACAGGGCAUCCCGUUAUGUGCCUUAAUAAACCAGCACUUGACAGCCUUAGCCAGGAAGUUCCCAGACACCAAGUUCCUGAAGUCCAUCUCCACUACUUGCAUCCCCAAUUACCCCGACAAGAACCUCCCUACCAUUUUCGUUUACAAGGAUGGUGACAUUCGUGCUCAAUUCAUUGGCCCACUGGUCUUUGGAGGCAUGAACCUUAAACAGGACGAAUUGGAGUGGAGGCUCUCGGAGUCAGGAGCUAUUACGACGGACCUGGAGGAAAAUCCUCGCAAGCCAGUGGAGGACAUGAUGAUGUCUUCAAUUCGAAGCUCAAGAGCGGUCACCAAGGAUGACAGUGACCAUGAAGACUAGCACUCGAGCGGUGCCAAAUAUGUUUUCAUAUCCAAACUCCAGCAGUGUUCUACAGUAUUUCUGUACAAACUCCAGUUAACCACACUGAUGUAUAAGUUGUCUGUGAUUAUGCAGGAAUUAAUUAUAACCAUUCUGAUGGUCAGCAUUUCUUAAAAACAUGUUUUAUACCUUGUAAUGUUAUUCUUUAAUAUAAACUUCAAUGAUAACAUCAUUGCCUUUAAUAAUGGUAACUAUUUUUCACCAACCGUUGCCAUGUAUAAUCCCGAAUAUAUUUUUAUCUGUUCUAAGAAUGCGCAUAUUGAUUAAUUCACAUUUGAAUUGCAAUAUAAAACAUACAUUGUGGGGGUUUAAAAAUGCUUCGACAUCAGUCACGAUAAAUUCUUAAGACUCGGACAGUAUGUGGCAUGUUGAAGGAUGUAUGCACAUUACAUGCUGAUGUAUAACAGGACAAUUGUAUACACCAAAACUAUAAAUACAAUCACUCAAAUUGAUUAAUGAGGCAAAUAAUUUUAGCAGUACAGUAUAUUGAUUUACCACCAGAGUGAAUUGUUAACCUAUUGAGAUUUUUUUUUUUAAUGCCAUUUGUGAUUUCGUCUGAGACUUGGGAAAAUAUACUGUAUGCAUAUUCUGAUGAAAAAACAUUUUUGGUUAAGUAUCAAUUUGGUAUGCUUCAUUGAGUUCAAGUAUUGUUAAAAUGUAACAGUACCCUUAUAUUUUUAUGGUUAAUAUUUUUAUUAUUUUAUUGUUUCCCUUCUACGUGACGUUACCAAAAGAACCAAGAAUAUGAAUCCCUCCAGUCACGAAAGGUUUAAAUCAAAAUUUAAGUACCCUUAUUUUGUAACUCUAACUAUUAACUUGAGAAUUCUAGUCACAAGUCAACAACCGAGUGUAUGUCGAUUCUGCUGAAUUAUAAUGUGCAGAUAGGGUUAUACCAUCAUACCCAGGUUAUAAACCUAUAGUACUUUUUCAAUAAAGUUCUGGAAAUUUUUGAAAGUCAACAACC